This is a messenger RNA of Glycine soja, 1667 nucleotides long. Its product is annotated as protein phosphatase 2C 37-like. NCBI's taxonomy places the organism in Eukaryota, Viridiplantae, Streptophyta, Magnoliopsida, Fabales, Fabaceae. The coding region runs from base 84 to 1286 and encodes 400 amino acids. Gene Ontology annotation, molecular function: protein serine/threonine phosphatase activity; cation binding. The transcript is spliced from 4 exons. Gene Ontology annotation, biological process: protein dephosphorylation. The record is from RefSeq and is a predicted model, not a curated record. Gene Ontology annotation, cellular component: nucleus; cytosol.
CCCCACCCCACCCCAUUUCAAUGGCUCCUUUCCCUCUCUAAUAAGGGUUCCUCUUUCCUUCUCUAGCACAAUUUACAAUCUCAAUGGCUGGAAUUUGCUGUGGUGUUGUUGGAGAAGGUGACACUCCGGCUCCACUCGAGCCCACUCCUCGCCCCUCCAGGCGCCGGAGUUUGGACAUCUUACCUUUAAAAUAUAUCGCCGACAUGCCCAUGCCGCCGCCGGAGGGUUUACGGAAGCGUCCCAAGCUCAACCUCAGGGACUGCGAUAACGCAAUUGAAAAUUGCGACGAAUCCACUGGACACAAGGUGACGAAGAAGGAAUCCAAAGUAGACUACGCCGACGACGUCGUUUCGGAAACUAAGAACGUAACUGUUUCGGAAGUUGAAGAAGAAUCUCCCAAGUUCGGCGUGACGUCCGUUUGCGGCAGGAGAAGAGACAUGGAAGAUUCCGUCUCGGUGCGGCCUUGCUUCACCCAAGGCUUCCACUACUUCGGCGUCUUCGACGGUCACGGUUGCUCUCAUGUUGCGACUAUGUGUAAGGAGCGGCUACACGAGAUCGUGAAUGAAGAAAUUGAAAGCGCGCGCGAGAAUUUGGAGUGGAAACUGACGAUGGAGAACGGAUUCGCUCGCAUGGACGACGAGGUUCAUCGCCGGAGCCAGAGCAACCAGACCUUCACCUGCAGGUGUGAGCUCCAGACUCCUCACUGCGACGCCGUCGGAUCCACCGCCGUCGUCGCCGUCGUCACACCGGACAAAAUCGUCGUCUCUAACUGCGGCGACUCCCGCGCCGUCCUCUGCCGCAACGGCGUCGCCAUCCCUCUCUCCUCCGAUCACAAGCCGGAUCGACCCGACGAAUUACUCCGAGUCCAAUCCAAGGGAGGGCGCGUGAUUUACUGGGACGGUCCGAGAGUGCUUGGUGUGUUAGCAAUGUCUCGAGCCAUAGGUGACAAUUAUCUGAAGCCGUACGUGAUUUCAGAACCGGAGGUGAUGGUGACGGAGAGGACGGAGGAGGACGAGUGUUUGAUACUGGCGAGUGAUGGGUUGUGGGAUGUGGUGUCGAAUGAGACCGCAUGUGGGGUGGUGAGGAUGUGCCUCAAGGCGCAGAAGCCGCCGGGGUCUCCGGGGAGUGACGUGGCGGCUGACGGUUCCGACCGUGCUUGCUCCGAUGCGUCGAUUCUGUUGACCAAGUUGGCGCUGGCAAGGCAUAGUUCGGAUAAUGUGAGCGUGGUGGUGGUUGAUUUGAGGAGGGAUCAACGACAAUCAUCAAACUACAACGACGUUAAUUAAUUGAUUGAUUAACGGAGACGAGAAACCAAACCAAACUAAGGAAUCACAAAUGAAUGAGAUCGCCCUUUUAACCAUAAUGGGCACACCCUUUGUUUUCAGGACUUCGUUAAGGACGGGAAGACCAAAUCAGAGGGAGGAGGGGCGUGUGGCUUUUGCUUAAUCAAAUGUUGAUUGUAAUGUAAUGGGAUUUUAGGUUUAAAAAAAAAAAAAAGAAAGAGGAAGGACAUUGUUAACUUUGGAAAAUGAAAAAAAAAAUAUAGGAAAAUUUUACUGUAGGGAAAAUUUGUGUCGACAAAGGUAUCAAUCGGCCGGUCGACACCCCUUUUCUUUUUGUCCAUAAUCGAAUCUAUAAAUUGGAUUUUCCUUUGGUUCGUGUCUCUA